UGACCACCUAAGCCUGGCAUCCUGACCACCUAAGCCUGGCAUCCUGACCCCCCAGCUGAGCCCCAGGGUGGAGGGGGGCACUGAAGCCCCCAGAGCAGCUCGUCACAGCCACCACAGCAACCCCCUGGGACCUCUUGGGAUUGUAAUCCUGGGAAAAAACAGCUGCAAAUCCAGCAGGACUCUGGAUUCCAAACCGAAAUAAAAUUUACUGCCAAACUUCCAGCAGAUCUGCUUUGGGACUGAGGCUGGGACACUGCUGGAAGAGCAUCUGAAGGCAGCAAACUGUGCUGAGCAGGGGUCCCAAGAGACUUUUCCUUGCUUGCUCCACGAUGAUCUCUGGUUAAAGCUCCUGACCACGUGUGGAAGAGGCAGAAGGAGCCUUUGCACCUUCCUCCCCAGCUCUGCUGGACCAAAAGCAAGCCAAUAUUUUUGGAUAAGAACUUUUGUGGGUUGGUGGAUCUCCUUGCAGGAUGUCUGGCCAGGACUCCGAGGACUUUGGAGCAGAAAUCCUCUCGGAAAAGUCUCGGAUGAUCCCUGGGCUGCCCCCCUAUGACAUGGAUGAGCAGCUCCUUCCCGGGGAGCCCCGCAGCCCCUGCUGCUGCCUGGCGUGGACCCUGCUGAUAGCAACCAUGAACUCCGUGGUCUUCCUGCUCAAUUUGCUCCUGAUGUUUGUUAUUUUCACCAUCGUGCUGCUCCCUACCAUCGUGGUGGUUUACUUUGGCUUCCAGUGCCACUCUCAGGUGCUGCACUCCUCUGCCCGCUACUGCAAGAGCAUCUUGGACGACAACAGCUCCUCUGCCCUCAUCAUCCUGGGCUUUGUCAUCAUGUCCCCGCUGCUGGUGGUGGCCAUGGCCGUGUACUGCAGCCUGGCCCGGCGCCUGCAGCUCCUGGUGUGCUUCCAGCCCUACAGCCUGGCCCUCUACAAGGGGGGCCGCUGGUGCUGUGCCAGGGGCUGCAACGCCCCCCUCAAGGCCUGGGUGUGAGCCUGCGUCCCCUCCCUGGGCCUCAUCCUCAUCCUCAUCCUCAUCCUCAUCCUCAUCCUCAUCCUCAUCCUCAUCCUCAUCCUCAUCCUCGUCCUCGUCCUCGUCCUCGUCCUCGUCCUCAUCCUCAUCCUCAUCC
Molecule: messenger RNA, 1119 nt
Organism: Prinia subflava (tawny-flanked prinia)
Lineage: Eukaryota; Metazoa; Chordata; Aves; Passeriformes; Cisticolidae
Gene: TMEM278
Product: transmembrane protein 88B
Exons: 2
Coding region: 471-983 (170 amino acids)
Cellular component (GO): plasma membrane
Molecular function (GO): PDZ domain binding
Source: RefSeq, a predicted model, not a curated record